AUGACCGACCCCAGAAACAAUACUGCAAGUCAGCGCUUGACGCAAAUCAAAGACUUUCUCACUAUGAAUAAGACCGCGACUACCAUACCCUGGGACCCGGAUUCUACCAAAUUUCCGACCAGAAAAGAGCUGCCGCAGAUCCCUGGUGCUCCGCCAGAAGCUGCCUGGGUUUGGGGCGACAACGACUACAUCGGCCGCCUCAAUCUUUUAACACCCACACGUGUGGCAGCGGCUGCAAAGGAGAUCAGAAGCGGCGAGAUCGUGCCUGUGAACUUGCCUCUCAACGUGCCGAACGUGCCGGCAUUUGGCCGCGAGCCCUUCCAACAUGAGAUUAAGACCCUGGCGGAAGGACUUGCUUACGAUGAUAUUUACCACAUGAACACACAAUCCGGUACCCAAUGGGACGGGUUUCGACACUUUGCUCACAUGGCUAGCGGUUCGUUCUACAAUGGCACUAAAGGAAGCGAUAUUACGGGCCCAAACGCAAAUCACAAAUGCUCGAUUCACCACUGGGCUGAGCACGGUGUUGCAGGACGGGGUGUUCUACUGGACUAUCGCGGAUACGCGCACAAGAAAGGCAUCAACUAUGACCCCUUUGACUACUACCCUAUCUCAUGGCAGGACCUUUAUCAAUGCGGCCAAGAUCAAGGAGUAGAUAUCCGCCCAGCCGCCCAGGGUGGCGAUAUCAAGCCUGGAGACAUGCUAUUCAUUCGUAGUGGUUGGAAGGAAGCGUACGACAAUAAGAGCGACGAAGACCGAACCAAGGCUGCGCUACGACACGGCAGCGGUAAGGACGGCGAAGACGGUCCGCGGUUUGCUGGAGUGAGCCAGGAAGAGAAGAUUCUCGACUGGCUUCACGAUUCCUACUUCGCGUUGGUUGCUGGUGAUGCACCUGCUUUUGAGGCGUGGCCCACGCACGAGAAUUACCAUCUUCACGAGUACAUCCUUGCUCUUUGGGGAAUGCCACUCGGUGAGAUGCUUGAUCUUGAGAAGCUUGCGCAAACGUGCCGCGAGAAGAACAGGUGGUUAUUUUUUUUCACCUCUGCGCCAGCUAACUGCCCUGGCGGCGUCAGCUCACAUGUGAACGGCACCGCAAUCUUCUGA
Messenger RNA from Alternaria arborescens, 1104 nucleotides. RefSeq lists its product as hypothetical. NCBI's taxonomy places the organism in Eukaryota, Fungi, Ascomycota, Dothideomycetes, Pleosporales, Pleosporaceae. The coding region runs from base 1 to 1104 and encodes 367 amino acids. The record is from RefSeq and is a predicted model, not a curated record. The transcript is spliced from 6 exons. Gene Ontology annotation, molecular function: arylformamidase activity.